UACCAGUGACUUGUGGUAUCUUCAGCUUUUAUCAGAAGAGAUAUGGGCUUCUUCAAAUUAUCUGCUGUCUUCUUGCUUGCACUCUUGCAGUGGAAGGUCCACAGUGAUGACAGACCAGCUUUGAAUUGUCCUCCAAACAGCACAUAUGACGUCAUCGGAUUGUGUGACACAAACUGCUCCAACAUAGUCAAUCCUCCUAAAAGAUCUUGUAUUGAUAUUGGAAUACUAACCUGUAAAUGUGAUAAAGGACUCCUGGCUCAGACCGGGACUUCUGGGGAAACUGUAAAGUGCGUCAAACCAGAAGACUGCAAUGUCCCCUGUGGUCCCAACCAGCACUAUGAGGAUUGCGGAUCCCCCUGCCAACCAACAUGUGAAAAACCAAAGGGCCCUCGAGGCUGUAUUGCAAUGUGUUCUCCAAAAUGUGUCUGUGAUGAGGGAUAUGUUCUUUCUGGAGAAACGUGUGUAAAGCCAACAGAAUGUUAUUAACCACAGAGCUCAGUCUGACCAUUCUGCAGCCAGUAUUCUGAGAAGCAACGGAAUUAUAUGUGUAAAUGUGAAAAGCAGAUAAAGCAGAGCUGAACGUGUUAUGCUGUUUAUUUCAUCCAAUAUCAUCAGCAGUUAGCAUGUUGAGCUCUGCUAGAUUUCUAAAUGUUCAUCGUUCAGUUUAUUGCUGCUUGGCUUCUGUAAGCUCCAUAUUAAUGGAUUUAUCAGGUCACAAUAUCAAUUAAAUGCGGCUAUGGCUUAUCUGUCCUGAUACAAUGUUAUAAUAAAGUUGACCUUUAAUGAA
Molecule: messenger RNA, 787 nt
Organism: Bufo bufo (common toad)
Lineage: Eukaryota; Metazoa; Chordata; Amphibia; Anura; Bufonidae
Product: serine protease inhibitor swm-1-like
Exons: 3
Coding region: 43-486 (147 amino acids)
Source: RefSeq, a predicted model, not a curated record